Sclerotinia sclerotiorum 1980 UF-70 is the source of this 747-nucleotide messenger RNA. RefSeq lists its product as hypothetical. The record is from RefSeq and is a predicted model, not a curated record. The transcript is spliced from 2 exons. Bases 1 to 747 code for a protein of 248 amino acids. Lineage: Eukaryota; Fungi; Ascomycota; Leotiomycetes; Helotiales; Sclerotiniaceae.
AUGCGUUAUACUAUCGUCAUCGCCGCUAUCAUCCCAUUCGUUGCCGCCCAUGGCAAGAUCGCAGUCUUGUCUGGUGACAUGGGUGGAAACACCACUGGUCUUGGUAUCCAAGGUGCCGUCAUCCCUGGUGCCGGAACCAACAAGCAAACUGAGGUCGACACCACUGUCUUCAACAGCAAGAAUGCCGCUACUGAUGGUCUCGGAAAGACCAAGGCUGGUCCCAACACCAUGGCUAACAUGAAGAGUGUCAUGGCCAUGUCUGGUGAAACUCUUCCUCAAGUUAGCAGCAAUGGAGGUGAACUCAGCGGAACCAUCCACAUCGUCACCACUGACGGAGCUGGACCAUACUCCGCCAUCGUCGACCCAACUGCUACCGGUACAUUCUCUCAAGGUACUGAAGCAAAGGUCACUACUCAAGUACCAGGCAGAAGGGGUAACAUCGCCGCACCCAAGCAACGCUCCCUCAUGAUGAGAUCCCUCGUCAACCUGGGUAUCGUCAAGCGUGCCAAGAACGUCAACGAGGACUACCCCAUCAAAGUCGCCAUCCCAGCUGGUAUGUCCUGCACCGGUACCGUCGGUGAUCAAAAGAACGUCUGCUUGGUUAAGCUUGCCAACCCAUCUGGCGCUGGACCAUUCGGUGGUGUCGCAGCCUUCCAAAUGGCCUCGGCUUCCAGCGAUGCUGCUGCUGGUAAUGGCACUACUGCUGCCACUACCAAGCGCACCAUCGGUGCCAAGUUCCGUGCUUAA